Molecule: messenger RNA, 1570 nt
Organism: Eleginops maclovinus (Patagonian blennie)
Lineage: Eukaryota; Metazoa; Chordata; Actinopteri; Perciformes; Eleginopidae
Gene: ptges3a
Product: prostaglandin E synthase 3a (cytosolic)
Exons: 8
Coding region: 204-683 (159 amino acids)
Biological process (GO): telomere maintenance via telomerase; protein folding; chaperone-mediated protein complex assembly
Cellular component (GO): nucleus; cytosol
Molecular function (GO): protein-folding chaperone binding; prostaglandin-E synthase activity; Hsp90 protein binding
Source: RefSeq, a predicted model, not a curated record
CGUAGGCUUGACAUAUCCGUGUGUCAACAGUGUCCGGUCGGUGUGUACGCACCAUUAGGAAAUCACGCGAGACUCAAGCAGCGGUGAACGUUAGAGUUAACUGUUUCGGUUUCAGUUAUCAUUUUACGUUGCUCCACAGCUAGGUUAUAUUAUAAUCUAUACCGUGGUCCGGCGAGGGAGGUUAAUUGCUAUAAACAGUGGAGAUGCAGCCUGCAGCAGCCAAGUGGUAUGACAGACGUGACUCUGUUUUUGUAGACUUCUGCGUGGAGGACAGUAAAGAUGUGAAAAUACAUUUUGACAAGUCCAAAUUUGAAUUCAGCUGCGUAAGUGGAACAAAUAAUAUCAAACAACAGAAUUCCGUGGACCUUUUCGGGGAGAUUGACCCCAAAGAGUCUAAAUACAGACGCACUGACAGGUCUGUGUUGUGUUGUUUACGCAAAGUCGAGGCUGGGAAAUCAUGGCCACGUCUUACGAAAGAAAAGUCAAAGUGCAACUGGCUGAGUGUGGACUUCAAUAAUUGGAAAGACUGGGAGGAUGACUCAGAUGAGGACUUGUCAAGUUUUGACAAAUUCUCAGAGAUGAUGAACACAAUGGGAGGGGAUGAUAUACCUGAUUUAGAUGGUCCAGAAGAAGAGCAUGAAUCUGCAGACAGCGAUGAUGAAAAAAUGCCUGACCUUGAGUAGAUGAAUAUGGACGCCACCUCAGUAGUAAUCAAAGCAAGUUUAAAGUCUGUUGAAGAGAGAGACCUACAUUGGCAGCCAUGGUGGAGAAGGGACCUCAUCUCAUAAUGCAGUUUCCAAAGUGAAACCCCUCCAGGUUGAGAUGGUUGGAUGCUGACAUGCACAGGAGUCCAUAGAGACAUACAGUGCUGUGCUUUGCUGUUGUGUUCUGCAUGGGCACUUCUGUUCAAAUGACAUUGUUAUUGUUCUUAAAUGACUGUAAUGGGAUGUGCUGAUGUCUUACACUCUCUGUCUCUCUGUUUUUGCCACAUGUGGCUGUGAUUUGUGAUUUGUAAUUAAGAAGAAGAAAAAGUACCUAUUUUCCAAAACCUAGAUUUUUUUAAUGAUAGAAAUCCCCCUUUUCAUGUUUGUAUUGUAAAAUGCACUUAUUUUAUUUGUUAAUUUAAGAAGCAGGAGUUCCGCUUCAAAUGGGUUUACAAAUGUAUGCCAAUAUCUGCAAAGAUUUAACAAUUUAACUGUAAAACAUAAUUCAGCAAAUGGAAAAAACUGAUAUGUUGGUGCAACUAAAAGCUUGUGUUGAGAUUAUAAUAGUGGUACAUUCUUUGCUAAGAGUUAACUAUGCCAGUGUAAUAACAUUGCACAUUGUAGCUGAUACAAUAGUAACUUUCUUCCAUAUGCAUACUGAGGUGAGGGCAGUAGUUCUAUAUAGUCUACCAAGAUUUUCCCAAUUAGUUUAAACAAUACAGGUUCUGAAUGUUUAUCAUACACUAGAUCUUUGCUUUGGAGGUUUGUGUGUUUGAUUGAAAACAUGUUAAACACCUGUGUUUGUAUUGCUUUUAUUAUUGGGAGUUUUGGUAUACAUUUCUAAUAAACUGUUUCAGAUCGUUGAA